Gadus morhua (Atlantic cod) is the source of this 4652-nucleotide messenger RNA. RefSeq names its product E3 ubiquitin-protein ligase TRIM39-like. The record is from RefSeq and is a predicted model, not a curated record. Gene Ontology annotation, molecular function: protein binding; zinc ion binding. The transcript is spliced from 2 exons. The coding region runs from base 2625 to 4250 and encodes 541 amino acids. Lineage: Eukaryota; Metazoa; Chordata; Actinopteri; Gadiformes; Gadidae.
AUGGAGACAGGAGGAGGAUGACGAGAAGAAGGAGGAGGGUUGAAAGUAUUUGGGGAAGCACCAGAAACCCGGGUCGAUCAACACCGAUGAAUCCCAGUUCCAGUCGCAAGUCACCACUAUGUCUCUUGUUGUGGUUAUGGGGACAGGACGAGAGGACCCAAACGCUGGACAGGGAGGCAGAGACGGGGUGGAAAGGAAAUGGGGUCUAUUGGAACAAGGGGUAACGACAAGCCGGGGCUAGGCAAGCGGUGGUCAGGCAGGCGAGGGUUCAGUAACAGACAGGCAGGCAGGGGGUAGGCGGUAGGCGUGUGGACGGUGUUGUCAUGCAGGCGAGGAUUCGGCAACGGGUAAACACGGGGACGGACGGAGAACUACAGAAGAGGGCAAAGGGUUACUGGAGGACAGGGAAAACGGAAUGGAUUUAGUUUAAUGCUGGUAGGACCGAUACUGACUGAGGGGAUAGUAAAAGAAGAACUGGCGCCGGCUGAUUGGAGACCCCGGCUGAAGUAGGGAAAGGCGAUUGCAGAAUGCAGACAGGUGUGUUGAGAGAGUGAGGACCAGUGGCGCCAAGCGGCCGCUAGGUGGGGGUGUUGGACCGUGUAGCAGGACGUGGCUUGUUUUGCACCGGCUAUCUUUUAACUCCAGAAAGAAGAGAACACACAUCAACGCAUUUGAAGAGGCCAACACAGGUAGUCAUUUAGUAAGUCAGGUUCUUUAUUGUCCCCAAGGGGAUAAUUGUUCUCACACAGUCAAGUCAAGUUGGUUUCAGGGCAGCAUACAUUUGAAGAGACAGAACACAGUGUAGCAACACUGUAGCACACAGAUAUCAAAUAAAUUAUCUCCACACAUAUACAACAGAUAAACCCUCUUCCCACAAAUUCCACAGAAAAACAUGUAGACAGAAAUAAACAUGACAUGAACCAUAUUCAGUGACGAAAAAUCUACAUAUUUUUGUUCCCUGCUAUGAUAGCUGAGGGGACGAAACCUUUUUUUUAUUGGGCUUUUCUCCGGUUCAUUACACUAUAUCUGCGGCCAGAUGGGAGUAAUUUGAAGAAUUGGCAAAGGGAAUGGUCAGGGACGCUGACUAUUACACGUGCCAGGGGUGCUACAGCGAGCUCAUUUGCCUCUGACAGGCUGGGGGGGGGAGGGUGGUUAUCUUGGAUGCUAUGUGUGGGGUUUUGAGGAGUCUGUUUUUGCUGGUGACAGUGAGCAGGGUGAAGCAGCAGGGGGAACAGUACACUAGGAGGGGUUGGAUGAUGCUUUUGUAGAGGAGUAAGAGGAGGUGGGGGGCCACAGACAGUGAUCUCAGUUUGCGUAUGACAUAAAGCCGUGGAUAGGGUUAAUGACAUGUUGGUUGGAGUUGAGUUUGUUAUCUAUGGUGAGCCCUAGGUAUUUUAAACUGUUGACUAGUUCAACUGGUUGUCCUCUGAUGAAUGUGCGAUUGAGUGUAGGAGGUGUCUUGGCUGUGUGCAUGACCUUUUCCUUUGUUUUGUCAUCGUUUAACUGGAGAUAGUUGUCUGUGCACCACUGUGAAAACUGUGUGGUUGACUGUUGGUAUGCUGUGGUGGAAUUGUUGUCACUGAGUAGACCUAUUAUGGCCGUGUCGUCUGCAUCUUUAUAGUACGUGGUGAUGGGGGCUGGGCUGCUGCAGUCAUUUGUGUGGAGGGUACACAGAAAUGGACUGAGGACGCAGCCCUGAGGUGCUCCGGUGUUGGUGCUGAGGGUUGAUGAUGUUGCUGUACCUACUUUCACUGCAUGCGGUCUGUUGCUGAGGAAAUUGUAUAUCCAGUGAAGGUGGAGUGGAAUAAUGUCCAGAUGUUUGAGCGUCUCGAUGACCUGGUGCCGCUGGAUUGUGUUGAAUGCAGAGGUGGUGUCGACCCACAGGACUGAUGCUAAGUGGUUUGGUGUCUGGAGAGGGUGGAGGAGGGAGUGGAGGAGGCACGCCACUGCGUCCUCCGUCCCACGUUUCGGCCUGUAUGCAAACUGGUGAGGGUCCAGCUGUGGUCCGACGGUUGACAGGAUGAGGUGAAGCAUUAUCUUCUCCAUGCACUUCGUUAUGAUGGGCGUGAGUGCAACCGGACGGAAGUGGUUGGGCUCUGACUGGCGGGGUUUUGGGGGUAUUGGUGCAAUGGUUGAGGUCUUCCAUAGGUCGGGACCUUUAGCUGUUUUGUAUGAAUCCAACAAGACGGAGUGGAAGACUGGGCAGAGCUCCGUGGCACAGAGCUUUAGCACCCUUACCGGGAUGCCAUCCGGCCCCGGGGCCUUGCCAAUUUUGCACCUGGCCAGCUGUGGCUGUACACCCUCCUGAGUGAAGGGUGGGUGCUGGGGUUCUACCAGCGCCUUCACAGGAGGCGGUGUAGUCCUGGGUGUCAAACCGGUUGAAGAACCUGUUCAGGGAGUUAGCAAAGUGCAUGAACGCAGUGCAGCCAUGUGUCGUGUGGGCGGAGCCAGGGGUUAGGGGAGGAGCCAGGGGUUAGGAGAGGAGGGGAGAGGACGUCAGGUAGAGGAAACCAAACUUAAGGUUCAGAUCAACCAAAGCACCCGACGUGAAAGCAGUUCUCUCGGUCAGGAGAAAAAUAAAACGCAUUUUGAAAUACGCUGACGGACAGAAGCUACAUCAAGGAAUGGCCUCUGCUGACACCUCCUGGCCUGAAGAGAACUUUUCAUGUUCCAUCUGUCUGGAUGUGUUCAGCAGCCCAGUUACCACACCAUGUGGACACAACUUCUGCAGAACCUGUAUUACUAAGUUCUGGGAUGAACAAGUCAAGUACAAAUGUCCCGUUUGCAACGAGCUUUUCAACACAAGACCUGAUUUACGGGUCAAUAUCCUCUUUUCAGAGAUGGUUGAUCGGUUUGGAACAUCGGUACGAGUAAAAGAGCAGCCUUGUGUUGGACCAGCAGAAGUUCCCUGUGACGUCUGUACUGGGACCCAGCUGAAGGCCGUGAAGUCCUGCCUAGUGUGUCUAAUCUCUUACUGCCAAACCCACCUGGAGCCACACCAGAGAGUCGCAGGUCUGAAGAAACAUCGGCUGGUCGAGCCUAUGGACCGUCUGGACGACAGGAUGUGUAAGAAACACGACAGACUUCUGGAGCUCUUCUGCAAGACUGAACAGGUGUGUGUGUGUCUGUUCUGCACAGAGACGGACCACAAGUCCCAUCCUGUUAUACCUCUAAAGGAGGAAUAUGAAGUGAAGACGGCCCAGCUGGGGAAGAUAGAGGCUGAAGUUAAGCAGUUGAUCCAGGAGAGACAAAAAAAUAUUCAGGAGAUUAAAGACACAGUUAAACGCAUCAAAGCAGACUCAGACAGAGAGAUAGCUGAUGGUGUGCAGGUCCUCACUGCUCUGAUGCACCGCAUUGAAAAGUGCCAGGAUGAUCUCAACCAAAUGGUGAAAGAGAAACUGAAAUCCACAGUGAAACAAGCUGAAGACCUCAUCAAAGAGCUGGAGCAGGAAAUAGAAGAUCUGACCAAUAGAAGUUCAGAGGUGAAGCAGCUCUCACACACUAAAGACCACCUCCACUUGCUCCAGACCUUCAGAUCUCUGAAGGAUCCUCCACCCCCCAGGGACUGGACCACGGUGGAGGUCCGUCCUCCGUCAUACGUAGGGACAUUGAGGAGAUCCCUGGAUCAGCUGGAGGAGACACUGAACAUGGAGAUGAAGAAGCUGCGUGAUGCUGAACUGAAGAUGGUCCAGCAGUAUGAAGUGGAUGUGACUCUGGAUCCUGAUACAGCUCAUCCCCGUCUCAUCCUGUCUGAGGAUGGGAAACAGGUACAUGAUGGAGGUGUGUGGAAGGAACUCCCAGACAACCCCAAGAGAUUUACACGGUGGGGAGGUGUUCUCACGAGGCAGAGCUUCUCCUCAGGGAGAUUUUACUUUGAGGUCCAGGUUAAAGACAAGACUGAAUCGUGGUUAGGAGUGGCCAGAGAGUCUAUCGACAGAAAAUGUCUGAUACUGUUGACCCCUGAGACGGGUUACUGGACUCUUCUCUACUACAAGGAUGUGUUGGUAUUUAGAGAUGACCCUUCUGUCCGUGUCCCUCUGAGAGCUGAGCUCCAGAAGGUGGGGGUGUUUGUUGAUUAUGAUGAGGGUCUGGUCUCCUUCUACGAUGUGGAAGCCAGGGUUCAUCUCUACUCUGCUACUGGCUGCACCUUCGGUGAGCCUCUCUAUCCAAUCCUCCACCCAGGUCCCCGUGAACAUAAAGGUAACAACUCCGCCCCCCUGAUCAUCUCACCUGUCAAUCAAACAGACUAGGACCUUUGUUUGGUAAUAAAAUAAUCAAACGACCAAAACAACUAAUGUUGUUUCCUGAAUUAGAAUCUCUACUAUGUGAGGUCUGAGAGAACUGUAUUCAUAUCUUACUCUUCACUGUCUUCUAAGGAGUAAUUCAUUAAGCCACGAACACUGUACUAUAAAAAAUAUAACCCAUUAUAACCUAUAAGACUACGCUAUAAUGUUCAAAGUCUUUUAUCGGAGUGUUUUUUUAUAUUUUUAAUUAAUGAAAAAAAUGUAAUCAGAUAAUGUGAAAUGUUGAUUUUGAUUAUCAUUAGUUGUUUUAACCAAAUAGUAAUAUUCGUUUAUUUUUGAAUCAUGUUUGACAACACAAUAUAAUGUUUGUAAACUUUUGAGAUUUGAAUAAAAAUGUACUAGAAUGAG